Messenger RNA from Ananas comosus (pineapple), 1140 nucleotides. RefSeq lists its product as uncharacterized. The record is from RefSeq and is a predicted model, not a curated record. The transcript is spliced from 7 exons. Bases 374 to 835 code for a protein of 153 amino acids. Lineage: Eukaryota; Viridiplantae; Streptophyta; Magnoliopsida; Poales; Bromeliaceae.
UCUCACGGGCGUGGUGACCCGAUUCGAUCGGACUCAUGGCGGAGAGAAGAAGCUCCGCUCCGUCUCCGUGUGGGAUUUGUUCCCUUUGCAUCGACAGCGAGAGAGAGAUUGUUUGAGAGAGAGAGAGAGAGAGAGAGAGAGAGAGAGAGAGAGAGAGAGCCAUGUCCACAUCUGCGUGUGUGUUGCGGUGGAGCUCCCAAGCCCACUUGAGAAGAGCGGAGAAAGGGGGAGGAGCCUCCUCCGCCGCCGCCGCCGCCGCCGCUCACCGCCCCCAAAAACCCGCCCUUUUCUUCGCCGGAGAACCGCAAACGAGGCGCUUCCCCAAGAAGCUGCUGUUCCCAAGUCGCAACCGAUUCGACCAUUCACCACUGUUAUGCAGUGGCAGGAAUGCAGCUCGCAGAUUGAGGUCGGCGUUCCGUGUUCAGUAGCAUAUCAGUGUUAUUCAGAUCGGGAGACCAUUCCUCAAUGGAUGCCAUUUAUCUCGUCCGUUAAGAUUUUACAAGACAAGCCAGACCUAUCUCGCUGGUCUUUGAAGUACGAGGUGUUUGGUCGAAAUGUUGAGUUCUCUUGGCUUGCCAGAAACAUGCAGCCCAUUCCUAAUCAGAAAAUUCAUUGGCGAUCUCUAGAAGGACUUCCUAAUAGAGGUGCUGUCAGAUUUUUCCCGACAGGCCCAUCAUCGUGUAGAAUCCAAUUGACAGUCUCAUAUGAAAUCCCCGAAAUCUUGGCGCCGGUUGCAUCGGCAUUGAAACCCUUCCUCGAAGGACUGCUUACAAACGGCUUGGAGCGGUUUGCGACCUUUGCGAGGGACUAUGAAAGAAAGAUCCCGCAGCGGUAAGCUUCGACUUCGAGUGUUGUCUUCAUAAGGAUUAUGAUAUCUCGGCAAUCACAUUGUUUGUCUUGAUUCAACCAAGGUAAGGGAAAAAGAAACAAAAAGAAAAGGAGAGAAAACAAGCUCGUCCUGUAAAAGAAAAUGAGACAUUGUAAACUUUUCAAACAUUCUCAUUUGAUGUAUUAUAAGUUGUUCAUUCCUUAAAUGAUUGAUUAUAAUACGUUGCGAUAAUUAAUCAAGUUGUUUCCUACUCAGUAUUGAACAAUUCAUGUAAGAAGCAAACUCAAUGAAAUUGGUUUUAUGUUUUAGUC